AUGUCCGUUGAAAACCUUCGCACUGCUGAAAGCCUUCAUGAGACUUCCCUGGAGUAUCAACAGCCGGUUGAUCGAACGUAUAGCAUUAAUCGACAGACUCCAUCCUACUCCACUUACGUUGUUUCGGAUGAAGAUGUUGCAAGGGAGAGAGCUCAGCCGUAUGCCGAUUCGAUACAUUCAUCAGAUUUUGAAAUACCUUCAUUCCUGAAUUCUGUGCCUGCGCAAUCACAAAGCGACGAAUCGGUCUGUCAGUCCUCGAAAACAUGGAUAAUCAGCAAGGGCACCAGAACUGCUGCCGGAGCUCAUGCCGAGGACAAAACUCUGACAAAGACAAAAGCCGGAACACGCGCAACCCGAAAUGUUGGCAAAAAACAAAGUAAAGGUACCAGACGCAAACCAGCGUUAGCUCAGCUGCACAAUGAAGGAAGGGCACAAAUGCGCGCAGAAUCCGGAAAGGACGCUCAAAUGUCAGGAACAAAAAAAGUGGAAUCUCGGAAGCCUGCUGAUUGGAAAGCAGAGAAACACAGUGGUUUCGAGAGGCCAAAGCCUUCAAAACUGAGUGGAAAAAACAAACAGAAGAAGGCCUUCGUUGACGAAGCUAGCUCAAGGAUUUGUGCAGCAGUGCAGCAUCUUUAG
Gongylonema pulchrum is the source of this 636-nucleotide messenger RNA. The record is from the annotation of a GenBank genome assembly. NCBI's taxonomy places the organism in Eukaryota, Metazoa, Nematoda, Chromadorea, Rhabditida, Gongylonematidae.